CACCCCAGUGGCAGCUACUUUAUAACGAAUAACAACAACAAAUACGCCAUAUACGAAAUGCCUGAGAAACGUGUAGUGCCUGUGAUUGGCUCUUUGGCUGACUUUGAAAGCAAAUUGCCUGGUUAUCUGAACUCAAACGCGCCCCUCGCCUUACUACUCGAUUACGAUGGCACUUUGGUGGCCCUCGCCAAUAAUCCGGCGAAUACACUUCUCACUGCGAAUAUGCGAAAAUUGCUGCACCAAUUGGCCGGACAUCCGAAGGUCUUCUUGGCGCUUAUCUCCGGACGCGGACUGCGUGAUGUGCAAUCAUGCUUGGGCAUACAAGGAAUCACUUACGCGGGCAAUCACGGCUUGGAAAUCGAGAGUGGCGAUGGUACACGUCACGACUAUGCACUGCCAGCUGAACUCCAGACGCGCUACACGACUAUCGUAAAAGAAUUGACGGAAAAGUUAGAAAAUAACGGUGCAUGGGUUGAGGAUAAGAAGGUAUCGCUAACCUUUCACUAUCGCCACGUGCCCGCCGAUUCGGCCGAACAUUACAGACAAGCGGCAAAGGCGAUAAUUGAGUCGCAUGGCUUCCGGGCAAAUCAAGCGCAUAUGGCGGUCGAGGCGAAGCCGCCAGUCAACUGGAACAAAGGUGAAGCGGCAUUGCUCAUUUUGAAAAAUCAAUUCGGUGAUGAUUGGGCUAAAAAUAUCAAAGUGAUAUUUGCCGGCGACGACAACACCGACGAGGAUGCCAUGCGGUUAUUGCAAGGCUCUGGCAUAUCUUUUCGUGUUUCAACCGAUCCUAAUAUUCAGACCUAUGCUGAUUUUCGCUUAGCGAGCCAAGGUGUGGUGGAGGAUUUGUUGACGUGGAUUAGCAUUACUUAUAACCAAUAAGACAGGCAUUAUAAAUACUUAUACAUAUACAUAUACUAUUGUAUAGUAUUUAUUACUGCUUCAUUGGUUCUGUAUACUUAGGGCGUCAUAAAAUGGUGCAUUUACGAAAUUUUCAAAUAUUUUUACAUAAAAUAUGUGCGUUUAAGGUGAUCAGUGAUAAUUAGCUCAAUAAAAAAAUUAGUGUGCAAAUAAAAUAUGAAUUUUUGACAAAAA
Molecule: messenger RNA, 1092 nt
Organism: Bactrocera dorsalis (oriental fruit fly)
Lineage: Eukaryota; Metazoa; Arthropoda; Insecta; Diptera; Tephritidae
Exons: 4
Coding region: 58-879 (273 amino acids)
Biological process (GO): trehalose biosynthetic process
Molecular function (GO): trehalose-phosphatase activity
Source: RefSeq, a predicted model, not a curated record